Molecule: messenger RNA, 1775 nt
Organism: Sesamum indicum (sesame)
Lineage: Eukaryota; Viridiplantae; Streptophyta; Magnoliopsida; Lamiales; Pedaliaceae
Product: Pectin lyase-like superfamily protein
Biological process (GO): carbohydrate metabolic process
Molecular function (GO): polygalacturonase activity
Source: RefSeq, a predicted model, not a curated record
CAUAUAUAUAUUUCUCCUAUAACUUUCUGAAGUCAGAAAACAAGAGCUAUUUUUCUGGUAGUUUGCUAGAAGAUGAGAAAGCUGGAACCUUUUUCUUCUUCUUCAAAUGCCUUUUCUUGUUUCAGACAUUCUUUUCUUGAAAUACUGUAUCUCGGCAUCUGUUUGGUCUUAAAUGUCACCUACGGAAGUGGGUUUGAUCCUUUAAUCCAGCUCCCCUCAUCUGGGCUCCCCACAAACACUUCCAGCAGGUCAAAAACUGUGCUUUUUAACAUCGAUGAUUUUGGUGCUAAAGGGGAUGGAAUCGCUGAUGACACCAAGAUUGUGCAAGAUGUUUGGAAGGUGGCCUGUUCUUCAUCUUCGCCAGCGAAAAUUAUAAUUCCAGCAGGGAACUCUUAUUUAGUUAAACCGAUUGAUUUUCCCGGACCUUGCCAGUCAAACGUGACCUUGAGGGUUUCUGGUAUUCUUGUUGCGCCACAAGAUCCUGAGGUCUGGGAUGGUUUAAAUGUGCAUAAGUGGCUCUAUUUCCAUGGAGUGAAGCAACUCACAAUAGAGGGCGGUGGACUAAUUGAUGGGAGGGGCCAGAAAUGGUGGGCUCAAUCAUGCAAGACCAACGAAUCAAAUCCCUGCACACAUGCUCCAACGGCUGUUACUUUCCAUAAGUGCAAGAACUUAAAAGUCAGGAAUGUUACUUUGGUUAACAGUCAACAGAUGCACAUGGCGUUCACGAACUGUAUGCAUGUUGCAGCUUCUGGUGUCACAGUUAUUGCACCUGCUGAUAGCCCAAACACUGAUGGAAUCCACAUAAGCACCACAACACAUGUUGAACUAAAGAAUAUCGCUGUUGGAACAGGAGACGACUGCAUAUCCAUAGUCGGCAAUUCUUCUCAAAUUCGUAUAAAAAAUAUCGUCUGUGGGCCUGGCCAUGGUAUAAGUAUCGGAAGUUUGGGAAAGUACAAUAUGUCUGCUGCUGUUCAGGAUGUUAUCGUUGAUGGGGCAGUUUUAUUUAACACCGAGAAUGGGGUUAGGAUCAAAACAUGGCAGGGGGGCAGCGGUUUUGCGAGGAAAAUUACCUUUCAGAACAUAUUGAUGCGUAAUGUUUCCAAUCCCAUUAUAAUUGAUCAAUAUUACUGUGACUCUCCAGUGCCUUGCCUAAACCAGACUUCCACCGUCCAUAUCGACAGCAUUUCCUUCCGCAACAUCAAAGGAACAUCAGAAACAGAGGGGGCUAUCAUGCUUUUAUGCAGUGACAGCUAUCCAUGUAAAAGAUUGUACUUGGAGAAUGUUGAACUUGAAUGGUUGUAUGGGAUUGCAAAAUCGUUCUGCUGGGAAGCGUACGGCACAACCUCAGGUCUGAUGUCUCCGCCUUCUUGCAUUCCAUCUGAUGGUAAUGUGAUCAGUAACGAAAACAACUACAACUCAUCAACGAGCUUGCAGAAAGAUGACCAUGCUUUCAUUUAAACAUAAAGGACACGACACGGGCAACUCACAACUCCCGUCUCUUUGUUUUCCGAACGCACCACCAUUGCUACACAUUCGUUUCCAACGGUUUGAAUGGCAGAUAGAGUGUUUGGCAUCAAGACACAUAGGAGUCUGUAGUGAAAACAGAUUUUGGCAUGCAGUGAUUUUUAUUGUGAACAAUCUUCGAAUUAGUUGCUUGUCAUUGGCUUUUUACGUUUACCACGAAAUCGAUGUUGUAUAUUUAUGCUAUUGUAUUGAGCCUCUUUUCUUGCUGUCAAAUUCUUACCAUCCAAAUACUAGGAUGCUUCAUUUUAAAA